AUGCCUUCGCCUUUGAGCAAAGAAGUGGCCCUGUUGAAGAGCCAAAGUGCGAAGGAGGGUGAAGCGCUUCGCGAACAAAUUCGCACCAUCAAGAGAGCCUUCGGGCCAGAGAACUUCAACUUCAUGAUUCUCGAAGAACAAGAGAAGGCCAAGAUCUCGAAGGCUGAGAGAAUGAAGAACCCAAACAAGCGAAAGCCCAAACAAGUCGGCACCGAUAACGACAGAGACGACGACGGCUACGAAGAGGACUGCCGACCGAUGGAGCCAGAAUCUAUGUUUGUCAAAUCAUUCGACAACCAGGACGAGAAAUGGUUCCACAUUCUGGAACACCUCGACUCUCGAGCUUGGCGAGCACACAUUGAUGUGAUGACCACGACCUUCCUACAGGAGAUCAGAGUUGACUUCCUCAACGACAACACAACCUUGAAACCAUGGCAGAAGGUCGGGGUCGCCAAGCUCUUGAAAGCUUGUGACGGGCCAUUCAAAGGGCUCAUUCUUGGCGAUGAAACCGGCCUCGGGAAGACACUGGAAGCUUUGGUUGUAGCCAGAUGGGAACGUGAAGUCCGGACUCAUCUACGCAACACCAAAGCCGCGGUCCUCAACAGCAACACGACGUCAGUCUGGGAACUGCUCCAGUUCGACGUUAUCAUCUGCAGCUCAAACUUCCUCAAAACAAGGUACGCCGAAGGCAUGAGAAUGGAACUCUUCAGCCUCAUUGCCAAUACCUACGAUAUUGCAUUGGCCAGGGAGAUGUGUCCUGGCAUACUUGAAAGACGAAUCAAGGUACCACUCCAUUCGGAGCUCUAUCAAGAAUGGAACAGACGUAUACCUGUUAUAAUCUUCGACGAGGCCCACGAUUACAAGAACGAGGAGACGCUAGCCCAAAAGGCGGCGUUGUCUCUCGAUUAUCACCACGCGUUUCUGCUAACGGCGACACCCAUGUAUAAUUCAUGGACGGAUGUUGGAGGCAUUGUAUCACUACUUCCAGGCUCCCCAUUCCUCGACCUCGACCAUUACAAGAGGACAUUUGCUGCCAUGCCUCCAGACAUCAACUCCGUGGCCCGGAAAGGACCAGAGGGCCCCUUCUACAACAUGAUGAUUGAGUUCCUUCGAGGGAUCAUCGUGGCAAGGCCUAAGUCGGUCCGAAAGCCUGGCCCUGGGAGGGACGAGAGAUCAUUUGGGGUCUCGAGAGGAAGUACCCACGAGGUAGCCCCAUGUCUGCGUCCAGAUUCAAGAGGGCUACUAUAUAUGAUCUGA
Fusarium sp. VM40 is the source of this 1257-nucleotide messenger RNA. Lineage: Eukaryota; Fungi; Ascomycota; Sordariomycetes; Hypocreales; Nectriaceae. The record is from the annotation of a GenBank genome assembly.